Molecule: messenger RNA, 1574 nt
Organism: Paramormyrops kingsleyae
Lineage: Eukaryota; Metazoa; Chordata; Actinopteri; Osteoglossiformes; Mormyridae
Gene: rabggtb
Product: Rab geranylgeranyltransferase subunit beta
Biological process (GO): protein geranylgeranylation
Cellular component (GO): Rab-protein geranylgeranyltransferase complex
Molecular function (GO): Rab geranylgeranyltransferase activity
Source: RefSeq, a predicted model, not a curated record
AUUACGUCUCCUUAUUAUGACGUAACGUGACGCAGUGGCUGCGACUGCAGACGGUUCGGAGACAGCACCCGAAGAUGGGGACCCCAAUAAAGGAUGUUGUCCUAAGGCCUGAUGCACCGAAGACACUCUUGCUGGACAAACAUGCUGAUUACAUUGCAGCUUAUGGCUCUAAGAAGGACGACUAUGAAUAUGCGCUCUCCGAGUACCUGCGCAUGAGUGGCAUCUACUGGGGACUCACCGUCAUGGACCUGAUGGGACAGCUGCAUCGCAUGAACAAGGAUGAGAUCAUAGAGUUCGUCAGGUCCUGUCAGCACGAGUGUGGGGGCAUCAGCGCCAGCCUGGGUCACGACCCACACCUACUGUACACGCUCAGCGCCGUUCAGAUCCUAACCCUGUACGACAGCGUCAGCGUGCUUGACAUCGACAGGGUGGUGGAGUAUGUGAAGAGCCUGCAGCAGGAUGAUGGUUCUUUCACUGGAGAUAAGUGGGGUGAAAUCGAUACACGAUUCUCCUUCUGUGCAGUGGCCACCUUGGCUCUACUGGGCAAACUGGAGGAGAUCAACCUAAACAAGGCGGUCGAGUUUGUCCUGUCCUGUAUGAACUUCGAUGGGGGGUUUGGCUGCAGACCCGGGUCUGAGUCCCAUGCUGGUCAGAUCUACUGCUGCACAGGGUUCCUGUCUAUCACUGGGAAUCUGCACCAGGUGAACGCUGACCUGCUUGGCUGGUGGCUGUGUGAGCGUCAGCUUCCAUCUGGAGGACUUAACGGACGUCCAGAGAAGCUCCCUGAUGUUUGCUACUCCUGGUGGGUGUUGGCCUCACUGAAAAUCAUUGGCAGGAUCCACUGGAUAGACAAGAGCAAGCUGCGCACCUUCAUCUUGGCCUGCCAGGAUGAAGAGACGGGCGGCUUUGCGGAUCGGCCCGGAGACAUGGUGGACCCGUUCCACACCCUCUUUGGAGUGGCCGGCCUGUCCCUCCUGGGGGACGAGCAGAUCAAGGCCGUAAACCCCGUCCUGUGUAUGCCGGAGGAUGUUCUGCAGAGGAUCGGGCUCCGCCCAGAGAUUGCGAGCUAGCCCCGCCCCCAAGCGGACCUGGGAAGCUGCCUGGGGGUGACGGCGUGGCACGGGUCCCACUGUAACCACCUGCAUAAGUAACACGACAUUUACUCCUUAAAUGAAUUUAAGUGGCAUCUGCAGGAGGCGUAGCAGUGUUUCCGCGUUUUGGAAUCUGCGCUUUGUCUGCCUCGAGCGGGACGACGUCUGUCGGCAAACACCCACGCCGCGGGGUUUCGGGACAACUCUCCGACGACUGAGACCCGCGUUCAGCUUCCUACCUGCGAAUUCCGGCUCAUUGUGACAUCACAGCGCCUGUUACUUCCCUGCUUCGCUCGUCAUUCUUGCCCGGUGCUGGUGGCCCAGGGAGACUCUAUUUAAUGUGGUGAUGGAGCUUCUGAGGUUAAAGUGCAUUAUAGCCCUUCAGGUUCCCCUGUCAUACAGCUCAAUAUUUAUCUUUCACUUCUUCUUGUUUCCCUUCCUUUUUUAUUUUCAGAGUAUAUUAAAAGUUAUCGUUCCUCCCUA